AUGGCGAGCACGUACGAUGUCCCAUAUGACUACCGAUCCAUCAUGCACUAUGACAAACAUGCGUUCGCCAAUGGGAAUAGGAUUACCAUGAGAACAAGAGAUCCUAGAUAUCAGAAUGUGAUUGGGAAUGUACAGGACGCCUCACCGAGUGACUACCUCAAAGUGUGCAGAAUGUAUGGUUGUAAAGAGUGUGAGAGAAUGCAACUAAAAAGAUACAAACAUCCAGCCUACAAACUAGUACUCUAG
Molecule: messenger RNA, 246 nt
Organism: Cylicocyclus nassatus
Lineage: Eukaryota; Metazoa; Nematoda; Chromadorea; Rhabditida; Strongylidae
Source: the annotation of a GenBank genome assembly